Molecule: messenger RNA, 2056 nt
Organism: Caenorhabditis sp. 36 PRJEB53466
Lineage: Eukaryota; Metazoa; Nematoda; Chromadorea; Rhabditida; Rhabditidae
Source: the annotation of a GenBank genome assembly
AUGGAGGAGGAAAGAGCGCCCGAACCAGUGUUCAAAGAGCCGGUUCUUAAAAAGAAGCGAGUCGAGCAGCCCGUAGAAGAAGAGGAGAAAAUAGAAGAGAAAAAGGCAGAACUGAAGCAUGAAACCGAGUUUCUCCGCUCGAUUCCGUCCUCUUCGCAAUACGAGAAAUCGUUCAUGCACCGGGACACCAUUUCCCACGUCAUCGCCACCAGAACCGACUUCAUCGUGACCGCCAGCGUGGACGGACAUCUCAAAUUCUGGAAGAAGAAGCACUCGGAAGGCGUCGAGUUUGUCAAACAUUUCCGAUGCCAUCUCAGCGAGUUCGCUCACGUUUGCGCCAAUAUUGACGGCACUUUUCUGGCCACAGUCUGCGAGGCCGACAAAUCGGUCAAAGUGUUUGAUAUUGAGAAUUUUGACAUGAUCAACAUGAUUAAAUUGGACUUCCCGCCGAAGACCGCCCAUUGGGUGCAUCAGAGCAACGAUCCGACCGCUCAUUUGGCGAUUGCCGCCGCUGAUUCGGGCAAGGUAUUCAUUUUCCUUUUGCAAAACAAAAUUAAAAUUCUGAAAUUUUGAAGGUGAUCGUGGUGGACGGAAAAGCGUCAGCGACGCCAGUACACGUCAAGGAUAAGCUUCAUUCGUCGCCGGUCAAAAUCAUCCAGUACAGUCCGACUCUCGACCUGAUCGUAUCGAUCGACGAGUCCGGAGUGAUCGAAUGUUGGCGUGGAGAGAGAGGCGAUUUCCAGUUUCCGGAGAACAAACUCGCGUGGAAUUUCAAGCUAGAAACUGAUCUCUACGACUUUAUGAAGGCGAAAACCGUGCCGGUUUGCGCCGUUUUCGAUCCGGCCGGCCUGCGGCUGGCCACGUACGCGGAAGACCGGCGGAUACGUGUCUUCGACAUUGUGCACGGAAAAAUUGUGCACCAAAUCGACGAGACCGUCCAAAAGUAUCAUUCGGAGGCGAAGGAAAACAAGAAUUACGGUCUACAGCACAUGGAAUGGAGCCGACGCCUGGCCGCCGAGAAGGAGAUCGACAAGGAUCGCAAGAGCUCGCUGAAGUACGUGCAAAUCUGCUGGGACGCGUCCGGAAACUUCCUUCUCUACCCGACGCCGAUCGGAAUCAAGGUGUACAAUCUGGUGACGCAGGAGGUUGCGAGGACUGUCGGAAGGGAUGAAACCAUCCGAUUCGUGGCCGUUUCCCUCUGUAACGCCCUUCCGGACAUUCGACAGAGACUCCAGGGCGCUGCGAUCACUCUGGAGACCGCCGCCGCCGACAAUCCGACGCUCAACCGAAAGACGGACCCGGAUCCGCUGAUGAUCUGCUCUGCACUUCGCAAGAAUCGUUUCUACAUGUUUACGAACACUGAACCGUUCAACACGGAAGAUGAGGAAGGAAAUCAGUCGGUUUCCGGCAGAGAUGUCUUCAAUGAGCGACCGAAGAAGGAGGACUUGCUCACCGCGUUGGAUGUAAGCCGGUUUUCGACCUAAACAUUGAAAUGUUCAUAAUUUGCAGACGGAAGGCGGCGACAAGGUGCUCAACAAAGAGGCGGUCAUUCACACGUCGUUCGGCGACAUCACAAUCCGUCUGUUCGGCGACGAAUGCCCGAAGACCGUCGAGAACUUCUGCACGCACUCGCGUCGUGGCUUCUACAACGGACUCACUUUCCACCGUGUCAUCAAGUCGUUCAUGAUUCAGACGGGAGAUCCGACCGGAAAGGGAACCGGUGGAGAGUCCAUCUGGGGAGAGGACUUUGAGGACGAGUUUCAUCCACGUUUGCGACACGACAAACCGUUCAAAGUGUCGAUGGCGAACGCGGGCGGGGGCAAUACCAACGGAUCGCAGUUCUUCAUCACUGUAUGCCCGGCCGAUUGGUUGGACGGAAAGAACACGUUGUUUGGAGAGGUUAGAACAUCUAAAUUUUAGGAAUUGUUUCAAAAAUUCAACUUUUCAGGUAACAUCAGGAAUGAGUGUGGUACAACGCAUCAACCAGGUGUCCACUUUCGAGAGAAGUGGUCGUCCGCGGGAAACUAUCCAAAUCAUGUCGAUCAGUUUGAAAUAA